Messenger RNA from Eruca vesicaria subsp. sativa (arugula), 1057 nucleotides. The record is from the annotation of a GenBank genome assembly. NCBI's taxonomy places the organism in Eukaryota, Viridiplantae, Streptophyta, Magnoliopsida, Brassicales, Brassicaceae.
AGAAGAGCAAACAAAAAGGAAACACAAUGGUGAACUUGGUAGAGUCACCAAAACCAAUGCUGUACGGCCUCAUGAAAUUAGCCGGCGUUAUUCCAUACACCGUAGAGAUGGAACCAGGGACAAAGAUGAACUUCUGGAUCCCCAAAGAAACCCUUAAAGCCCCCAAAAAAUCCGACAGAACCUCUGACGUGAAACCCAAGAAACCUACUAAACCAGCCAUUUUGUUCAUCCACGGCUUUGCAGCCGAAGGGAUCGUGACGUGGCAAUUCCAGGUCAGAUCACUAGCCAAAAAGUACUCAAUCUAUAUACCAGACCUCCUCUUCUUCGGUGGAUCCUAUUCAGAUAAACCGGAUAGGUCACCAGCAUUUCAAGCCCACUGUUUGAUCAAGUCUCUUCGUAUCCUUGGAGUGGAUGAGUUUGUCCUUGUAGGCUUUAGUUACGGUGGAAUGGUGGCUUUCAAGAUCGUGGAAAAGUACCCUGAGAUGGUUAAAGCCAUGGUGGUGUCAGGUUCGAUUCUCGCGAUGACUGAUACAAUCAGUGAGUCAAAUUUGAAUCGGAUAGGGUUUAAGUCAUCUGUGGAUCUUCUGUUACCAACUUCGGUUAAGGGACUCAAGACUCUUUUUGCCCUUUCUGUUCAUAGACCCAUGUGGUUCCCGAACCGUCUUUUCAAGGAUUACAUUGAGGUGAUUGAUACCAAUAGAAAGGAAAAAGCAGAACUGUUAGAAGGUUUGGUCACCAGCAGCAACGAAGAUGUGACCAUCCCUCGUUUACAACAGAAAAUUCAUCUCUUGUGGGGCGAAAGUGAUAAACUUUUUAAUCUUGAAAUGGCCAAGAACAUGAAGGAGCAACUAGGCGAAAAUGCAACAAUGGAUAGUAUAAAAAAGGCAGGUCACUUGGCACAUUUGGAGAGACCUUGUGUAUAUAAUAAACACCUCAAAAAGUUUCUUACUGCAGUUUACUCUGGAAACUAAAUUGGAUGUAAUUGACUUGACACAUGAUUCUCGAUAUCAAAUUUGUGUUAUUUUUCUUUGUUUUCUUUACUCUUCCUAUUUCAAAA